This is a messenger RNA of Salvia splendens (bonfire salvia), 4570 nucleotides long. RefSeq names its product ATPase, F0 complex, subunit A protein. Gene Ontology annotation, molecular function: proton-transporting ATP synthase activity, rotational mechanism. Bases 3136 to 3924 code for a protein of 262 amino acids. Gene Ontology annotation, cellular component: proton-transporting ATP synthase complex. Lineage: Eukaryota; Viridiplantae; Streptophyta; Magnoliopsida; Lamiales; Lamiaceae. The record is from RefSeq and is a predicted model, not a curated record. Gene Ontology annotation, biological process: proton motive force-driven ATP synthesis. The transcript has a single exon.
UGCUGGUGCACAUCGAUGCUAACUUCGUUCCAUCGCCUUACUUACUACAUCUCGGCUUUAGCCUCUCGAGAGUAUGCUUUCCCGCUUUCUUCUCAUAGGUUCGUGGAAGUUCCUUUCCCGGCUUUAGUUUAGAGAGGAAGUAUAAGUAUAAUAGUCAGACGUUCAUGGCAUCUAGGUCAAGUCAACCGACAAAGCGGCUCUUCAUCCGUCGGUUUUACUGGAUCUUGCUAUGGCUGUGACUAUGGAUUCACUUCUUUCUUUUUAUGGGAAAUCCUUCUAUCAAGAUCUCCACUUUCAGUUCUACUUCGGGGAUAUCAACCCACCUACUAGAAAGCGCUUCAGCAGGCAGAUUCAACUUAUUCUUCCAACUCUGAUCUCACCAAUACUAAAUUCAACACCCUGUAGCUGUAGGGAACCGGAAUACAAGCCUUUACGGAAAAGAUUCAUAUUUUGCCGGGAAGAUUUGAGGAGAUCAAUUCACACAAGGGAAAGACACCAGUCCUGGAUUCAAUUCAAGAGUUCCUUCUUUCUUUCAUUAAGUUCGUUCGGAGAAGACGAGUAUAGUCUUAAGUUCCCUUAUUCCUUUUUGAUGUUGUUAAGCCAAGAGCGCAAAGCGUAUGCGCGAAAUGAGAGCUAGAGGAAUGGGAAGACAAGAGAAUGCCCGGGUACUCCAUCUACCAAAAGAAAUGAUUGAAAUAGAGCGAAGAAUGGAAAGGCAGGCUGCGAAGGCGCUGACUCAAAGGCUGAUAGGAUUGAACUGAAAGGGAAAAGGAAAUAGGCUAAGCAAGAGCAUUGCCCAUCAGGGGCUGCGGGGACAGGAGCUAGAAGAACUAAACCAAAAGAAAAUGGCCGUAGAAGGCUAGCUUUCUGUCGAGUCUGUCCAGGGGGCCAUGGACCGGCUGUGCUUCUUCUAUACAAUAGACCUGCUCCUCUUUCCUCAACCUUCCUUACUUUUUCCCGAAUUACUCACUACUCCUUGCUGGUGGGUUUACUUCUACAGUACAACGCGGGGACUUAUCUAUUCUAUAUCUUUCCUUACUUCUAAUAGAACCUGGAGACUAGCUAUAGCUCUUCUCUUGCGCGCUUCCCUGCUUUAGCUCGCCACUCCACUUAUGCUUCUUCUCUUUGUUAAAGAUGGUUUUAGAAGAUCCAUUUUCAAGGAAUGUAUGAGGCAACCAAGGGUAGUUGCGGAACUGCCUUCUUUCUUUGAUCUGGAGCUGCUUCUUUUGUAGUCGGUCGGCUUGUGAUGAGGGCUACUCUCCUGAGGCCUCGUAGUAAGGCUUCGAGUCAUACUCUUAAACCGUCAUUGCGGUCGAUUGGUGGCGUGUGUGAUCCUUUUCGCCCGAAAGAUACGUAUCGUUGAUAUGAUAAACGAAUACGUAUCUAGGUUUACGUAUCACACUGCUGCCAAUGUGACCUUGGUAGGAUAUGAAAAUCCUAUAUUGUCUAGUGAAACUUCAUGGAUUCACGGCUCACUGCGUAGAGGCACCUGCUUUACUUAAAGACUGCUUAGCAGUACGAUAUCCGAACAGAACAGUGCUUGUGUCAGAAAAUGAGCCAAACAAACCUCGCGCUCACAGCAGGACAAAACAUAAAUAGGGAACUUCAUGGGAAGCAACUAACAUAGAAAAAGAGGAAUAGAAUGCAAACUUCGAGUAGCACUCGUAGACAAAUGCCACAGAAGGAACAGAAUAGGCAUCGAGCAGAGAAGAGGCCAAAGCUACCUGCAGCACACAAGCACAUUCAUUGAUGCAUCGAAUGCUAGUGUUUUCGCCUUAUCCGCGGUUAGAGAAUCCUCUGUCGGGAUAAAGGCAGUUUUCUCUUUUUGAAAAAAAGAAAUGAACCUCCUUCCUUCAGCCGUUCUAACAAUGGAAAGAAAGUCUUUGCCUAGCUAGUAACAGGAGAAGCGAAAGAGCUAUCGUCGAAAGCUUCUCGUUUACACCGGUUCUUCUAGCUUCAAUCGAGAAAGGAACCUUGAAAAAAGUCUUUCAAAACUUUACAUCCAUCAGAGCGGCAGGCAUGGAAAGAGCCUCUGGUCAUCACAUCAUUGGGGUCAUUUGUAUAUGAUCUUGGAUCUAUGGUUCCAGAUGUUUCGUCAGAUCGCUCUACGGAAGGGAAAUCUGGAUGAGACAAAAAAGAGAAGUAGAAAGGCCUUCAAGCCUUAUCUUUCAGCUUAGGACUGAAUGACUUGGACAACCUUUACCUUUAUUAACCUAUUUAACAGCAAUCUCGGAGGUCCGGGAAAAGGAUUCUAUGAGACUAAGAACUCCCAUUCUUUCCCUUCUUAAUAAAAACUAUUCGACUAUGGCACCUAUGUGUUUUCGAGGGCAGGCAGGUGAGCUGGCUUUCAAAGGGGUUUCGGUAGGAUUGACUUAUAGCCGACCAGUCCCUGGAUUUCUGCCUUUUUCAUUCCUGAGUCCUUGUAAGCUAGUUAAGAAGAUAUAAGACUUUUUGCACAACAAAGAAUGUUAGGAAUUCUCUAUAUCUUUUAAAAUAUAACACAAGCAAGAAGCAAAAUUCUAAGAAUAUAAGACAAACAAGAAGGCUAAGAAGGACUAUGACACUAGCUAACCUACUGAGAGCUACCCUCACUAAAUGAAUUAGUUGCAGCAAGAGAUGCCACAGCUCCUUCUUAGGCGAGCGAAGUGACCUCCGUUGGACGUCUUUUUCUUUUUUAGUGGUGGCAUCUUCCUCAUUUGAAAGAGCAUAUUUAGAUGCAGGGGCGGAGGACUACUUGGCUUUAGCAGCGUAUGAUUUAUAACUUUUUGUGCCUUUACGCCUACAUGAAAUAAUAUAUCCCCGAGGACUGAAUAGGAGAGGAUUCUUUUUCACAUGAAGAAGAGUAGGCUUGCUUCGCAUAGGCUAGACAAGCUAGGGAUCUCCUCUAGUCGAGCAACUUCAUUCCUAAGUUUGAAUCUUGUACAAAGCUAAAGCUCUGAUCGCUACCCCCUUCGCAAAUUGCUUACUUCCCGUUGACCCAGCUGGAUGUUCUUCUAUGUGGCUAGAUGCCAAUAUCUUGACUUUGCUUCUCUUAUAGAAAGUCCCUGGGAUCAAGAUCCAUAAAUACAAGUCUUCCUUCAUUGGGAAGCGAGUCUCUCUUCAUUUUUCGUUUAGAGGAAAAGAGCGGAGCAGUCAAUGAAAAAAAAGAAAUCCAUGUUACAGCAGAGCCCCCUUGAUCAAUUUUCCAUUGUACCAUUUUUUCCUCUUCCAAUUGGAAGGUUGUAUUUCUCAUUCACAAAUGCAUCUUUCUUUCUUCUACUCACUCUCAUUUUUGUCCUAUUUUCUUUUCAUUUAGUUACUAAAAAGGGAGGAGGAAAGUUAGUACCAAAUGCUUGUCAAUCCGUGUUAGAGCUUAUUUAUGAUUUUGUGCCGAACCUGGUAAACGAACAAAUAGGUGGUCUUUCUGGCAAUGUGAAACAACAGUUUUUCCCUUGCAUCUCGGUUACUUUUACUUUUUCGUUAUUUCGUAAUCUGCAGGGUAUGAUCCCUUAUAGCUUCACAGUAACAAGUCAUUUUAUCGUUACUUUGGGUCUCUCAUUUUCUCUUUUUAUUGGCAUUACUAUAGUGGGAUUUUCAAAGAAUGGUCUUCAUUUUUUAAGCUUCUCAUUACCCGCAGGAGUCCCACUUCCCUUAGCCCCUUUUUUAGUACUCCUUGAGCUAAUCCCUCAUUGUUUUCGCGCAUUAAGCUUAGGAAUACGUUUAUUUGCUAAUAUGAUGGCCGGUCAUAGUUUAGUAAAGAUUUUAAGUGGGUUCGCUUGGACUAUGCUAUGUAUGAAUGAUCUUUUUUAUUUCAUAGGGUCUACAGGUCCUUUCUUUAUAGUUCUUGCAUUAACUGGUCUUGAAUUAGGCGUAGCUAUAUUACAAGCUUAUGUUUUUACGAUCUUAAUCUGUAUUUACUUGAAUGAUGCUAUAAAUCUUCAUUAAAGAUUGGCAAAGUGUUCCGUUUGAGAAUCUUCCCUUUCCUUUCUUGGAAAAACCAAGGCUUGGAGUAUCCAAGACAAGUCUCCCCUUUUGGGAGCAAGAGUGAAAAGAGAAAUAGAAAAAAACAGAAAAUGCUAGCCGAUCUUGUAGUUACCUACACAAUAAGCGUCUUAUCACAAUAUCUGUUCCUACUUCCUGCAGGUAUUUCAUUGUUAGCAAUGUGGAGGGUCUCUCGCUUGAGAGGCACCACGCUUGACAAUUAUCAAGAGAGAGUGAACGAAAGUAUUUCUGAUACUUUCAAAGAACAACUAAAUACAAAACUCUUAAAGCCGUUAUUUCAGCAGGAGGGAAUACAACUUCCUCGCGGAACUCAAUCUAUGGAUCUGUUAGAUCGAUUGGUUGAAGCCGACCCACUUAAUCUGAAUUGGUUAACCACCAUCUACCAAAGUUUGGAGACCCUUGGAAGUACGAGUCCAUACUUUCAACAAAUCCUAGUUUUAGGAGGGUUAGGUUAACCUUUCCCAUUGUUCCUCUAUUAAAAUGAAAAUAUCUUUCUUUCUUCUACUUACUCUGAGUUUUGUCCUAUUUUCUUUCUCAUUUACAAAUCAAUCUUUCAUUAAAGUGGUUCUUAAUUUAUAAUUGAAUAAAA